This is a messenger RNA of Pocillopora verrucosa, 1888 nucleotides long. NCBI's taxonomy places the organism in Eukaryota, Metazoa, Cnidaria, Anthozoa, Scleractinia, Pocilloporidae. The record is from RefSeq and is a predicted model, not a curated record.
GCCCCGGUUGUUCGAAAGCCGAUUAGCGCUAACCCACGAUUAAAUCGCCCUAACCCAAGAAUAAAAUUUAACCCACGAUUAGUUUCUGUUCCUGAAAGCGCGAUUAGCACUAUCCCAGGGUUAAAAUAAAGGUUAACUUUAACACACCUAUCGAGGUGGAUUAACUCACUAAUCGAGGGAAAACUUUCCCCAAACAAAACAAAAUGGCCGACUUAUUACUUGGCGGAUUAGGCUUAAUGCCGGCCCCAAGAAGGAAAGAAAGGACAUUUAGGCUACCAGACGACUUUUCCCUGUCCAAUUUUACUGAUGAAGAAUUGAGAAGUCGAUAUCGUUUUGGCCGAGAGUCCAUAGAAUUUUUAUCUGAGCUCCUUCGCGACGAUCUUGAAAGAGAUACAUCUCGAAACCAUGCUUUGUCGACAACUGUGCAAGUCCUUGUAGCAUUGCGCUUUUUCGCCUCCGGAAGCUUUCUUCAAGUUAUUGGAGAUACUCUGGGCCUGUCAAAGUCAUCCGUGUCCCGUAUAAUCGGUCAAGUUUCGCUUGCCCUUGCACAGAAACAAAGAAACUUCAUCAAGUGGCCAUCGACCGAAGAGGAGAUACUUCAAAACAAACGCGGUUUUUUUACCAAGGGGGGAUUUCCUGGGGUGAUUGGCUGUGUUGACGGCACUCACAUCAAGAUUCAGGCACCACAUGAAAACGAAAACGAUUUUGUCAAUCGUAAAGGGUUCCAUUCCAUAAAUGUGCAAGCAAUUUGCAAUCACAAAGGCAUGUUUACCAACAUUGUAGCACGAUGGCCAGGCAGCACCCAUGACAGCUUCAUAUUUAGGGAUUCAAGAAUUGGCCAACAACUUAAUAUCCAACACCAGUCCCUGGAAGAUGGUUUACUGUUGGGUGACAGUGGUUACCCUUGCAAGCCGUACCUGAUGACCCCUUACCUGAAUCCAGUCACUGACAAGCAGCAAGAGUUCAACAGUGCCCACAAAAGAACAAGAGUGGCAAUAGAACAAGCCUUUGGCUGGUGGAAGCGAAGGUUCCAUCUGCUUCAUUCUGAGAUCAGAAUGAAGCCAGAAAAAGUGUCCAUCAUUAUCGGAGCAUGUGCAGUUUUACAUAACAUUGCAAUUCUGAGAAAGGAACCUUUGGAUGGCUAUGCUGAGGCUGAUGAUCAACCUAAUCUUGUUUGCUUCCGGGGUCCAGAGGAUGGCAAGGUCAUCCGAGACCACAUCUGCAACACCUUUUUCUGACAAUUUUUAAUUUUUGUAUUUCUGCCUUAUGCAAUCAGUUUUGCUCUUAAUUUAACUUCCCAUGAAAUAUAAAAAAUUCAUAUAUGCAUUUAAGGGGUUUCUGGUUGAAAAAACACAUUAAAAUAAGUUUGACUCAAGAAUCUGUUUUAUUAUGUCAAAAUACAUUUUGAGAACAAAAUACAUUGUGUAUGUUUUAUAAUAAAUUAUAUGAGAACAACAUUUGCCCAAAAUAUUUCUUUAAGAGGACUUAUUACACUAUUCCUCCUUUAAAAUGAAUCGGUGUUGGGAACUACAAAAUUUGCAUUUAAUGCAGUUGCGAAGGUUUGGUUUGCAUUGACCUGUUGCUCCAGAAGAUGAAUUUGCAUUUUCAAUUUUUGUUUUUUAAGAUUCAACAUUUCCUUCUGAGUACACAGGCAUUCGUACUGCAUUUUUAAAACAUCGCCAUUACUUAUCCUUUUUGAAGGCUUCCUCUGUUCAUCAGCCUUGGCUGGUGAAGAAUGCAUGUCUUCAUUAAGGCUCAGACAGUCUUCUUCAAACACAGUCUUCGCAGACUCUGCUGGUAAAUGAGCAUCUUCUCCUACAAAAUAUUUCAAGCACAAUUAAGGUUUCACUCAGGCUCAAAAAGUGUGAAUUUAGUUUUAUGCAUGACA